Messenger RNA from Impatiens glandulifera, 1073 nucleotides. RefSeq names its product aquaporin NIP6-1. NCBI's taxonomy places the organism in Eukaryota, Viridiplantae, Streptophyta, Magnoliopsida, Ericales, Balsaminaceae. The record is from RefSeq and is a predicted model, not a curated record. Gene Ontology annotation, cellular component: membrane. Gene Ontology annotation, biological process: transmembrane transport. The coding region runs from base 13 to 969 and encodes 318 amino acids. The transcript is spliced from 4 exons. Gene Ontology annotation, molecular function: channel activity.
UUUGCUACAAUCAUGGAAGAUGAUCAAAUUCCGUCAGCCCCUUCAACUCCAAUGACCCCGGGAACUCCCGGAGCUCCACUCUUUGGCAAAAACCACCAUGGAUUCCGACCAGACAUGAACAAUGGCAAGAAACCUAAUUCAAUUGCUUCCCUUUUAAAAAACUCCAAAUGCUUCAAACCCAAUUGGUCAAAUGAUGUUGAAGAAGGAUCUCUCCCAUCUCUCUCAUGUUCUAUCCCAUCACCACCCAUCUCUCUCUCAAGAAAGGUGGGAGCAGAGUUUAUAGGAACAUUAAUACUGAUAUUCUCCGGUACGGCGACGGCAAUAGUGAACCAGAAAAGUGAAGGAUCGGAGACAUUGAUUGGAUUGGCGGCUUCAACUGGGUUAGCAGUUAUGGUGGUGAUUUUGUCGACAGGACAUAUCUCAGGAGCACAUUUAAACCCAGCUGUUACAAUUUCAUUUGCAGCUUUGAAACAUUUUCCAUGGAAACAUGUACCUAUGUAUGUAUUAGCACAAGUGUUGGCAUCGAUAUGUGCUGCGUUUGCUUUGAAGGGUAUUUUUGAUCCGGUUAUGGCCGGAGGUGUGACUGUUCCGGCGGAAGGGACGACGAAUGUUCAAGCUUUUGGUUUGGAGUUCAUCAUUAGCUUCAAUCUUAUGUUUGUUGUCACUGCUGUUGCCACCGACACUAGAUCUGUCGGAGAGCUGGCGGGAAUCGCGGUGGGAGCCACCGUCAUGCUUAACAUACUAAUUGCUGGAGGAACAACAGGAGCAUCUAUGAAUCCGGUAAGAACAUUGGGACCUGCUAUAGCUGCUAAUAAUUUUAAGGGUUUUUGGAUUUACUGUUCUGCUCCUUUUCUCGGAGCUCUCGCCGGAGCCGGUGUUUAUUCCGCCGUUAAACUGCCGGAAAAUUAUAAUGACGACGAUGAUCAUCAUGCUAAUCCAACCGCCGGUCACAGCUUUAGAAGGUCAUGAAAAUGUAAAUAGCAGCCGUCGAUCGGAUUUAUGUAUAUCAAACUUCAUAAUAAUUAAUGUUGCUGCUGCUUACUUAACAUUUGAUGAAUAUUUUAUAUUAUUGU